AUGCGUUUACUCACUCCACCGGACCUCCCCGGCCCACAUGCAACCUCCAGCAACGGCAAGAAGAGCGGCUCCAGCGAUGCACAAUCGCAAGCUACAGCUGGAACCUCCUCGAGGCAUCUCGAAAGCCACAUGUCAAGAGAAGAGCAUUGCGAACCCACUGCUAAUGUAGCGUUUCUUGUGAGAAAAGCAAGUGAUUCCAACCAGUCAGGCAGAGGACACAUCCGAAGCCAAAGCGGGCCAGGAUUCUUUCGAAGUAUUGGCGGUCGGUUUGGAAGAGAAUUGGAAGGGUGGUCCGGGACGCCCGGAGGACUUGUCGAAGGAGUUGGGCUUGAUGCAAAGAAGUACAUCGAUGCAUUAAUCAACCUGAAUAGGUAG
Trichophyton rubrum CBS 118892 is the source of this 375-nucleotide messenger RNA. RefSeq lists its product as uncharacterized. NCBI's taxonomy places the organism in Eukaryota, Fungi, Ascomycota, Eurotiomycetes, Onygenales, Arthrodermataceae. The record is from RefSeq and is a predicted model, not a curated record. The transcript has a single exon. The coding region runs from base 1 to 375 and encodes 124 amino acids.